This is a messenger RNA of Caenorhabditis remanei, 276 nucleotides long. RefSeq lists its product as uncharacterized. Bases 1 to 276 code for a protein of 91 amino acids. The transcript has 2 exons. The record is from RefSeq and is a predicted model, not a curated record. NCBI's taxonomy places the organism in Eukaryota, Metazoa, Nematoda, Chromadorea, Rhabditida, Rhabditidae.
AUGCUUGGUCUGGAACGUGGUUCUCGUGUUGGUGAGAACAUGGAACCCCCAUAUUUCCCAGAAGAAGAUGAUAUGCCACCAGCCAGAGACCCUGGAGUUCCACCUUCUUAUGCAAAAGCUAUCGGGACUAUAGCGGGAAGAGAUUUAGUCGCUCGUCGCUGGAAAGAGAACGAACCAAUCCGUCGGCAGAUUCUGGAUGUUGAAGGCGUCCCGUUGAGACGAAGACCACUGAUUGCAAGAGUUCUCAACAAAGGUGGAGGUCUACAUCUACCGUAA